This is a messenger RNA of Oncorhynchus mykiss (rainbow trout), 1042 nucleotides long. RefSeq names its product transmembrane protein 235b (gene tmem235b). The record is from RefSeq and is a predicted model, not a curated record. Gene Ontology annotation, cellular component: apical plasma membrane. NCBI's taxonomy places the organism in Eukaryota, Metazoa, Chordata, Actinopteri, Salmoniformes, Salmonidae.
UCACCUGAGUGAAUGUGUCACCUGUUGUUCUUUAAUUGAAGCGGGCGAAGUGUAUGGUUUGAGAUUCAGGCUUACCGUCAGUUUCAGCUCUUGUGUGUUGAAGACCGACACCUCGUCGCCCCCAGUGCAUAUCAACACAUCUUCCCCAGACCAGAUCACUUUAGCAGCUGUACCCGGCGAAGGACAUCCGAACUCAGCCCAAGUCUCAACAACAGCACAUCUCGCCUCCAUAGCCGAGAGAACUGGAAAAAUAACAGGCGAGAUGAAGCUGUCCUUUAGUUCUCUGGUGAUCACGGCUGGCAUCUUCGGUAUCCUCAGUUUCGCGUUCCUGGCUACGGCGAUCGGGAGCGACUACUGGUACAUUAUUGAGGUGAACAGAACUAACCGGACCGAUACAAACGUUUCGGAUUCCCAUUCCGGAUUGUGGAUAACUUAUGAAGGUCAGAAGGUGUAUUCUUACACAUUUAACUCCCCCAACUACUCUGAUUCUGAGAUGCACAUGUUGAACAUGCACAGUGCGAUUGUGGUCCUAUUGCCUCUAAGCCUGGUCCUGCUGGUGUUCGGAGGCAUCUGUGGAUUGAUCAGUUCCCUGGCCCGGAGCCCCACCCUCCUCACUGGCACCGCCUCCUAUCUCAUCCUCUGCAGUGUUCUGACCCUCUCUGGUGUCAGCCUGUACAUCAGUUACUCCCAACAGGCGAUGGCUGAGACUGAGAGGCUGGUGGGGGCUGAGCGUUUGGCCCAGGUGGUCAGCACCUCUUUCGGCUGGUCCCUCGGCCUGGCCUGGCUCUCCUUCUGCCUGGAGGUCCUCGCUGGCCUGCUGCUGCUGCUAGCUUCCCGCCUAGCCACCCUGCAGCACGGACCACAAGGCCACGGCUGGCCUCUCCAUGUUGUAACCUAACCCAAGAGGCAGAUGUCACAAGAACUGGAUAACCAACUGGCCCUGAACUGUACCUUCAAUUUUCAAAUGAUUUGUAUGUGCUCGUAUCUGGCACCACAAAUUAAGUUCUCUCUGGAAAAAUUGUUCUUUAAGUAUUUAUUUUUU